AUGGAUACAUCCGCAUCCUCCACUGGAUACGCAACAGAGCUCAAGGGGCUAGUAUUAGCGCUACAAAUGGUUUCCGACAUACACAAAUCGUCCAACCGCCCUGUCAAAUGCGCCAUGUUCACCGACAACCAAGUCGCCAUCCAAGCGUUACAAAACCCCAAGUGCCCGUCAGAAUAACACAUCCUCAUCGAUGCGAUACGAGCACUCGAAGGAGUCCGUAGCCGAGGAU
Messenger RNA from Colletotrichum destructivum, 229 nucleotides. RefSeq lists its product as uncharacterized. The transcript has a single exon. Bases 1 to 177 code for a protein of 58 amino acids. The record is from RefSeq and is a predicted model, not a curated record. NCBI's taxonomy places the organism in Eukaryota, Fungi, Ascomycota, Sordariomycetes, Glomerellales, Glomerellaceae.